Molecule: messenger RNA, 1562 nt
Organism: Girardinichthys multiradiatus
Lineage: Eukaryota; Metazoa; Chordata; Actinopteri; Cyprinodontiformes; Goodeidae
Product: probable methyltransferase-like protein 23
Exons: 6
Coding region: 496-1068 (190 amino acids)
Cellular component (GO): nucleus; cytoplasm
Source: RefSeq, a predicted model, not a curated record
CCCACUCAUUUGACCGCGGAAGAAGACACAAGCGUGGCUGUCACAACCAUAGACAUUAAUGUAUGAAUGUCUAGUCACAACGAUUUUCAUUACAAAAACGGCGUUAAGAUCAACUGAAUGUAAGCCCGCGGGUGCUGCUAUUAGUGAGCUCUGCAAUGACGUAGUUUCUGGGUUUGUUAAAGAGCAUGAUGGAGCAAAGAGGAGCAGAGACGGGGAGCACAGCCUGCAGAGUUUUCACCUUUAAAGACGCGAAAUCCCCCCAGGAGAGUCUUAGUGUCUGCAUCCCUGAGUAGUCCAUUUAAACCAGUGGUAUCUGAAGUCAGUCCUCGAGCGACGGUGUCCUGCAGGUUUUAGACGUGUCCUUGCUCCAACGCAGCAUCUCGCCUUGUUCUGCACAGACCUUCUACUAGAUGUGAUGGAUCAGCAUCUCAAACAUGCAGGACACCAGCUCUCCAAACUGACUGCUGGUUGUAGGUUCUGGACCCCCAGUAUGGGAUGUACGUGUGGCCCUGUGCAGUGGUCCUGGCCCAGUAUCUGUGGUUCUACAGAGACCAGCUGAGAGGCAGGGCAGUGCUGGAGCUCGGAGCCGGUGUGAGUCUUCCUGGUGUGGUGGCUGCCCGCUGCGGCGCCGAGGUGAUCCUGUCCGACGGCUCAGACAAGCCAAUGUGUCUGGAGAACUGCAGGCGGAGCUGCGAGGCCAACGGCCUGCAGGACGUCACUGUGCUGGGCCUCAGCUGGGGGGACGUGUCCCCGGACCUCCUGCUGCUUCCUAAGCAAGACAUCGUCCUCGGCUCAGACGUCUUCUACGACCCUGAAGAUUUUGAAGACGUUCUCGUGACGUUUGUUUGUCUGCUGAGGAAAAACCCAAAAGCUCAGUUCUGGACUACCUACCAAGUGAGAAGCUCAGACUGGUCCAUCGAGGCUCUGCUCCACAGGUGGAAACUGGACUGUGUCACGGUCCCGCUGGCUGACUUUGAUGCAGAUCAACCCGAGCUGGCUGGGUCCACUCUGCCUGGCAACCACAGCAUCCAGAUGAUGAUACUUACCAGGAGGACAGAGGCUGAAUAACCCGCUGCAGGAAAUCCACGGAGGCUUCCUUAUCUCCUCACACUUCCCAUAACAAUAAGCUGCAGCAAACAGGAAGCUAAUCUGCUUGUUUCCUGAGUUAAAAACUUUUGAAAGCUGCUUCAUUAAUCAGAAUAUUAAGCGAGUGUUUGGUGAGAAUAUUGUGUGCAUUUUUCUAGUUCUGGCUCCCUUUAGCUGCAGGAUCUCAGUCUUCUCAGCUUUGUUGCUCAUAAGUCUGAGAUCUUCCUAGGACUGACCCAGAAAAGAAGAGACUCCUUAUUUACUCAGGAUCUGCAGCUGUGUUUCAUCCUGUGAGCAGUAGGGGGCAGUGUUUCACUGAUAACCAGCGCUCUUGUAUUCAUUGGUUUUAUUUACAUCAAUUCAGUUCAAUUCAGUUUAUUUAUAUAACGCCAAUUCACAACACAUGUUGUCUCAAGGCAGCAGAAGCUCGGACGAUGCUUCUCUCCAGAAAGGUGUCACAGGUAGACACAGAAACA